Messenger RNA from Mauremys mutica (yellowpond turtle), 409 nucleotides. RefSeq names its product rab11 family-interacting protein 4A-like. The transcript has 4 exons. Gene Ontology annotation, molecular function: calcium ion binding. Gene Ontology annotation, biological process: endocytic recycling; regulation of cytokinesis. Bases 32 to 409 code for a protein of 125 amino acids. Lineage: Eukaryota; Metazoa; Chordata; Testudines; Geoemydidae. Gene Ontology annotation, cellular component: cleavage furrow; endocytic vesicle; midbody. The record is from RefSeq and is a predicted model, not a curated record.
CCUGGCGCGGGGCCGGCGCUAGGUGCCCGGGAUGGAGCCGGGGGAACAGGCCGCCUGGAUGCGGUUCCUGCGGAAGCUCAAGGAGGUCUUCGACGUGUGCGACGAGGACGCGGACGGCUUCAUCCGGGUGGAGCAUUUCGUCGCCCUGGGGCUGCAGUUCGGCCAAGGGGAUGAGGUGGAAAAAUUGGCUAAAUACUUGGACCCAAAUGACCUGGGAAGAAUCAACUUCAAGGAUUUCUGUCAUGGAGUUUUUGCUAUCAAAGGCUGUGAAGAGUUACUGAAGGAUGUGCUGGCUGUCGAAAACCCGGGGUGUCGGCGCUAUGAGCCGCAGUACGUGGAUUACUACUACCAGAAUAAAAACGAGGAGAAUUUCAUCUUUGAUAUUGCUUUAGCUAUGCCUGAGGAUUAG